Messenger RNA from Hippoglossus stenolepis (Pacific halibut), 4479 nucleotides. It is a transcript of the gene cbx1a, whose product is annotated as chromobox homolog 1a (HP1 beta homolog Drosophila). The record is from RefSeq and is a predicted model, not a curated record. The transcript is spliced from 5 exons. NCBI's taxonomy places the organism in Eukaryota, Metazoa, Chordata, Actinopteri, Pleuronectiformes, Pleuronectidae. Bases 1 to 822 code for a protein of 273 amino acids. Gene Ontology annotation, cellular component: pericentric heterochromatin; nucleus. Gene Ontology annotation, molecular function: chromatin binding. Gene Ontology annotation, biological process: negative regulation of transcription by RNA polymerase II; chromatin organization.
AUGUCGUCAUCCACUCAUGUCUGCAAGGGUACACAUGGACCCCCAUGCAGAGCCAAAAUUUGUGACCACACUGACCGAAAGGUACACGCUCCAGCAGAGGCUCCCUCAGCAGACGUCAAGCUGGCGACCGUAGCAGCCAAGAAAGGCAAGAAGGCCGAGGAGGAGGAGCAGCCUGCCGCACCUGCAGCAGCCGCACCAGCACCACCACCACCAGCAGCAGCAGCAGCAGCAGCAGCAGCAGCACCACCAGCAGCAGCAGCAGCAGCUCCGGCCGUGGCAGAAGCAGCAGCAGCAGCAGCAGCUGAGGAGGAAGAGGAGGAGGAGUAUGUGGUGGAGAAAGUUUUGGACCGCCGGGUAAUGAAGGGCAGAGUGGAGUUUCUGUUGAAAUGGAAGGGAUUCUCAGACGAGGACAAUACCUGGGAGCCACAGGACAACUUGGACUGUCCUGACCUUAUCGCAGAGUACAUGCAGAAACACAAAGAGAAGGAAGAGAAAAAGAAAGAAACCAAGAGGAAAGCUCCCAACGAGGCCACAGGAGACACAGCAGAACGAGGGAGUAAGAAGAAGAAGGAGGAGGGGGAGAAAGCCAGAGGUUUUGGUAGAGGUCUGCAGCCAGAGAGGAUUAUUGGAGCAACAGACUCGAGUGGAGAACUGAUGUUCCUCAUGAAGUGGAAGAAUUCAGAUGAGGCGGACCUCGUCCCAGCCAAGGAGGCCAAUGUCAAAUGUCCCCAGGUGGUCAUCUCUUUCUAUGAGGAACGCCUCACCUGGCACUCUUACCCCACGGAGGAGGAGGAGAAGAAAGAGGAGGAGAAAAAAGACUAGAUGAGUAGAGGAUGAGGAGGCGGAGUUGUAGGGCAGAAAAUCAACUUCAACUACAUGCUGGUGAACUGUUGUGCAAGUUAGAAGACUCCUGCAGCCACUUUGGCAGAGAAAGUGAUUAAAAAAAUAAAAAAUCCCAAAUCAUUGGGAUUGAACUGCCAAUGUAGCUGAGAGAGAGAAGAAGUGUGUUUUCCUGCCCUGGAAGGAGACAGCCCUGCUUUCCUCAAAAGAUGCUCCCACUUGUGUGUCAACUGAACAUGUAAGAAACACUUAAAAGAGGUAUGUUGACACUUAAGUUCCUCUCCUUUGCUUUACUUCCCUCACCAAGAACAUGUCACUUAAUGGGAGUCGGUGCCUUUGUUCUGCUAGUAUUUUUCAUUGUCGUCACAAACUAUUAAACUGAAUCCUGUGAAAUUAUUAAAGUGUUUGUCUCCUACAUUUAGUGACAAGUGCUUGGUGUUGGAAAUAACAGGGAUACAGAACAGGCUGUCAAUUUACCUCUUUAAUACAUGCAUUCAUGUGAGAAGCAAGCAGAGUGUUUGGCUGUUGCUGGCAAGUUUGUCACUCCCCCCAGUCACCGGUUCUCUUUUAGACGUCCUGUAUUAGAUAAGAGGGUGAAAGUGGAUUGUGGUGGUUUGGUGAGAACAAACUUUCCUCCCUGUUUUGACAGAAUACACCGGAGGGAACUUCUUUUGAAUGGGAAAGAAGUGAGGUAUUGAGGAGUGAAAGAAUGGACAGAAACCUUUUCUCACACUAUCUGUUCUCUUUGUGCCACCUGCAUUCUCAUUAUCCCGGUUCUACAUUUGAAACUCCACACAUCAAAGGACUGUAAAUUUCAGACUAGCUAGAUACAAUCGUUACGUGAACAGACCAGUUGUUGGCUUUAGCCUUUGCGUGUCCUACCAGCCAAUUGUGCAGCCAACCAGCCAGUGUUCAGAUGUCCUGCAUUUUUUGUGCUUAACUUUUUCUUCUUUUUUUUUUUUUAAAUACCUGACAGCUUUUUUCGUCAUUGUAGCCAUGGACAAAGCUCCAGCUUGUACUUUGCUUCGUGUUAGUUUUAUUUUUUAAUUUUUGAAAAUUAAAACUGUUUUUUUAAAAAAGUAUUUUAUCAAACCUGAGCUUAGUUUUUUGUGCUCAUUUUAUGGAGGUUCAUUGGCAAACAUUUUUUGUGAAUGUAAAUCUGUUGAUCUGUUACAAUAUACAGAGUGGGUUUAAUGUAAGUGCACAGACUUCAGUUCAUUUCCUGGUAGCUGUGGCAGGUUUGAUCCAAAAACUUCUAAAGUUGGUUGGUGAGCUGUCAGGUGGCUGGUGUGUGUGUGUGUACACACUGAACUGCUUCAGACCGAUCAGCAGCUGGCUGGUUGUCAUUUCCACUGAGUGAUGGGUACACUGUUUGACCUCAAUUGAAGACUUGCAUGGGGCAGAUUCUCAUAGCAGUGUAGAAUUGGCUCAGACUGGUAGCAGUCCAAGGCUUUUGUCGAACCAACACCUCCAGCCUGAAGAAGCUGAGAUCCCCUUUGACCUAAAGAUUAGAGGGGAGAUGAGUCGAGGACCAACUCAUGAUCCUUCAGAUAGAAACACAUCAUGCAGAAUGACACUGUGCCAGGCUGUCAAUACUGUAUCUUUUUAAAAGCACCCAAAAAAGAUCUAAAACCUAUCGCCCAGACGGUCUGACCAAUAUUAGCCUAUGGCAAAUAUAUAAGUUUUCGACAGAAAUACCAAAGAUGUUUGCAAACUGUAAUCUUAGCAUUUGUCCACCUGACAAAUUGUUUUAUUUUAACUGUAUGGGACAGAAUAUGGUAUAUGACUAAAUUGUCCUCAGUACAUUCCUUUGUCACAAAACAAAUGAGUAUUGAUGCAUUUGUAAUCAUUGAAUUAAAAAAACUCCAAUAUGUCAAUGUCUGUAUUGGCUUCAGCAAUCCUGCUUAAUAUUAAUAAUUGUUAUGUUGGAGUGUCUGUUUUUGGUACAAGGCCGAACAGGCGAUCAAUCUUUUUUUGACGCCUUCUGUACCUGUAUUAACAGUGCAGGGUGGGGCUGUUGUGUUGUUCACCAGUGAUGAAUUCAGCUGUCACUAUUAGUCAUAGGCUCUAGUUGUUUUAUAGAUCUACGGUCAGCCUCUUGUUUGGCUGAUGAGAAGGUGAGAGUUGCCUGUUUGGCUGGUUAGGUGGAGGUUCCCUGAUGAGGUCAAUGUUCUAUCACUCAGUGGAUAUGCACUCAAUAACAAAUACAACUGUUCUCCUGCCCAUGGAGGAUAAAAUAAAAAAUUAUGAAAAAUCUUCAUUUCCAGAACCUUGUUUAUAAUCUUUUCACACAUGUAUUUUCUAGGCUGUAUUAUUUAGCUUGCACUUGCCGGGCGACACUCAAGACAUAAUGACUCUGCAAAUUUUCAGUAGCUCCUGGUUCCUCUUGCUCGCAGAUCGUACUAUGUUCCACACUCCCUUUCAUAUUUGCAAAUAGGGUAAUAGGAUAGAGCUUUUGAAUUCUGCAUGAUCAAUAUAAUCACUUCAUAUUGAAUGUAGCCCGGCUGUGCUUAUUUCCAGGUAUACUCUAUUAAAGCUAAUAUUGUAGCUCACUCUGUUAGCGGACCUAGGUUAGCAAGUUCAAAUCUCCUUUCCCAUAAUAGUUUACUAUGGGUGGCCUUUCCUGCUUUGAGUUAUCUUGAAGAGAGAAUUUAAUUCUGAAAAAUAUAUUUCCAUAAUUAUAUUUUUCUAUUCCCAGUGGAUGUUACCUCUCUGCUUCACCUCACACUGCGUCACAUCACGAUCCUAGACAGAGCAGCUAUUUUUAAAUAAAAUUACCCUUUUUCCCACAGAAUUUGGUAAUUUUUAAUGAACCCUAACCACGUGUGACAUGUUGAAGAAGGUAUGUAAUGACCUAAAGCAGUAAGUUGCAUAAAAGACGGUACAAGUGACCACAGGUUGUGUAAGCAUAAUCAAAUUCCUACUGCAUUUCACAAAACUACUCGCUAUACAUUUAACUGGUACCACAUUCUGAACCAAAAACGUUUUUUAAUCUUGUCAUAAUAACGAGAUCUCUGACUCGUGUGCAGCCCAAUUACAGUACAGCGCUAUUUUCAGAGUGCUCGCUCGAGCUGUCAUGCUACCGCUAGCUCGCACUAUGGUCCACCGUCCACGCAGCAGUUGUGGCAUGCAAUGCAGUUCUUUACCUCACGCGAGAACUUAUCUGUCACUCUUCAGUCUGUACACCUGUCACUGUGAAUCUGUUGCGUGUGCAGUGCUCCCCUUGCUACCACCAACUUCUUCCUAAAUCAUUCUGUGAGACACUGCAACAUCCAUUUGUCUUUUCAUCUGGGUCCAAAUUACAGGUCUAAAUGUCAAUCUGAAAAUUUGUAUUCUUUUAGCCAGUGUUUGUUUAGCUGUAGAAACGUUGGUUGUUACAGGCUCUUGUCUUCACUGUGUGCACCAGUCUUAUGACUAAAAUAUCCUGCAGUCAGACUCCCCCUUGACAGGAAGGGAUUGAAUUAGCUGUAUCUGGGUCCGCUACUUAGCUUUUCUAUCUUGUCUCUGAAACUUUUCUCAGUGUUUAGCAGAUUAGCUUGUGUUAUCUUGUUGCUUGUAUAUUGGUUUCACGUGGAUUGUCACUGUCAGGCUGAUCUUACUUUGUCUGUUUUGGACAAUAAAGUUUUUUUGUUUUCAUAA